Pochonia chlamydosporia 170 is the source of this 336-nucleotide messenger RNA. Its product is annotated as stress responsive alpha-beta barrel. The record is from RefSeq and is a predicted model, not a curated record. NCBI's taxonomy places the organism in Eukaryota, Fungi, Ascomycota, Sordariomycetes, Hypocreales, Clavicipitaceae. Bases 1 to 336 code for a protein of 111 amino acids. The transcript is spliced from 3 exons.
AUGGCUCCGGUCGUACAUGUCGUUCUCUUCCAAUUCAAGGACGGUCAGACGCCCGAGCAACGUCAAGACCUCUGCGAUAAAAUGCUCAGUCUAAGGAAAAAGUGUCUCCAUCCUACUUCAAAGCGCCCGUACAUCAAAUCGUCCAUGGGUGGCUUGGACAGAAGUAUCGAAGGAUGCCAGCACGGCGCUACUCAUGCCUUUGUCAUUGAAUUUGAAAACGAGCAAGACCGCGACUACUACGUCAAUGAGGACCCUGCACAGGCUGAUUUUGUCCUCGAGGUUCUGCAAAGAUUGGACAAGGCUACUAUUCUUGACUUUUCUCCCGGCGUUUUUUGA